AUGGAGGGGUCUGGUAAGAUGGACAAGGGUGUAGAGACAUCAAAGGGUGGUUGUAGUGAUUCAGGGUAUCUGGGUGGUUGUGAAAGGUUGAGUGAUAGGGCACCGGCAAUAGAAAGUGGGCAAUCACAAGCAGUGGGAAUGCGAAGAGCAUUGGUUAGAACAUGUUAUACAUAUGAGUAUAUGGUUGACCAAUGUGGCGGGUAUUUAAAUGUUGAUUUUCAAAUAAAGGAUCUGUACAAUAAGUUGGAUGCAUCACGCAAGGAAAUUUUGCUCGAUGGUGACACAGAAGCCACACUCUCAUACUUGAAAGGGAAAGGAGCAAUGGAUCCAGAAUUCUUUUGUAAGUUUAGUGUUGACGAGGAAAAUAGGCUUGGUAAUUUGUUUUGGAGGGACUCCACUUCACUUUUGGAUUACAUUGCCUACGGCGACGUCCUCAUAUUCGACAGCACGUACAAAACAAAUAUGUAUGACAAGCCUCUAGUGUUGUUUAUCAGUUCGAACAACUACCGUUCUACUGUAAUGUUUGGUUGCGCAUUUUUGCAUUACGAGACAUUUGAAAUGUACAAGUGGUUAUUGGAAACAUUCAUGGCAUCCAUGAAAGAUAAGAAGCCCAUAUCAAUAUUGACGGAUGGUGAUGAGGCGAUGCGUAAAGCCAUUGAUGAUGUGUUUCCCAUGUCUAACCAUCAGCUGUGCUCAUGGCAUGUGUCAAGGAAUGCACAGAAUAACUUGAAGGAUGAUGAAUUGCUAAGAAAUUUUCAGGCAUGUAUUUGGGAACCAUUUGCGUUGGGCGAGUUUGAGAAGAAGUGGGAGGUUUUCAGGGAAAGAAGGAAAGUUUUUCGGUGGUAUGUGCCCACUCAACGCGUGGAGUCCAUGAACAAGUAUGUGAAGGAUUACUUGAGGAAAGGCGAGAAGUUGUUUGAAUGUAUUCCAGCAAUUGAUAGGGCUAUGUUAUGUCUUAGGAAUACCACGGCGAAGGAUGGUUUCAACGCAAAGUACUCAACACCAGUCCUUAAAAUCGCAUUGACAAAACUCGAGCAACAAGCUUCUCUGAUAAACGUCCUAACGGAGACGUAG
Molecule: messenger RNA, 1074 nt
Organism: Prunus dulcis (almond)
Lineage: Eukaryota; Viridiplantae; Streptophyta; Magnoliopsida; Rosales; Rosaceae
Product: protein FAR1-RELATED SEQUENCE 5-like
Exons: 3
Coding region: 1-1074 (357 amino acids)
Source: RefSeq, a predicted model, not a curated record